Messenger RNA from Habropoda laboriosa, 2972 nucleotides. RefSeq names its product methionine--tRNA ligase, cytoplasmic (gene MetRS). NCBI's taxonomy places the organism in Eukaryota, Metazoa, Arthropoda, Insecta, Hymenoptera, Apidae. Gene Ontology annotation, molecular function: ATP binding; methionine-tRNA ligase activity. Gene Ontology annotation, biological process: methionyl-tRNA aminoacylation. Gene Ontology annotation, cellular component: aminoacyl-tRNA synthetase multienzyme complex; cytosol. The coding region runs from base 63 to 2972 and encodes 969 amino acids. The transcript is spliced from 15 exons. The record is from RefSeq and is a predicted model, not a curated record.
GGUUGUGUGCUGAACAUAUUUUCAUCUAUUUAUUGUGAAUAUUUAUUAACUUAGUAGUAAAAAUGAAUAUUUCAACCAACGAAGGCAAUCCAAAUGUAUUAAAAUUAGUAAUUGCAGCUAAAAUGGCUCAACAAUCUUUUACCGUGAAAACGGUACAACCAAAAGUAAGCUUCUUGGGCCGUUUACCUUUUAUUGAACUAUCAUCCGGAUUAGUGCUGUUUAGUACUAAUGCAGCAAUGCAGCUCUUAGUAUCUUCCCCUGAAGAUUCAAAAGUUGUUACUAAUAAAUGGUUGGAAUGGGAAGCAUCUCAGUUACAGCCAUCAAUAGCAGUUUAUGGUAGUACAGGAACUUAUAAAACUGCAAAUAAGUCAUGUUUAUGGUCUUUAUUAAAAGAACUGAAUAUUGCAUUAAAAGACAAAAAGUACUUAAUUGAGGAUAACAAUGAUUUAUCAUUGGCAGAUGCUUGCAUUUGGGUAACUAUAUGGUCCACUAUAUUGGUUACAGACAUUGGAAAUGAAUUAUGUAAAGAAUAUGUAUCUAUUAAAAACUGGUUAUCAAAUAUUGAAUUACUGCCAAUUAUUCAGAAUUCUCUCAAAGAAUACAAAUUUCAAAGAGGUUUAAAAGCAAUUCUCAGUGUUCAAGCUGUAUCUUGGUUUCCUGCUAAUACUGCUGUAAUUUCUCGAUCAGCCCCAAAUUCUAAACCAACUCCAAGUGAUGUUAGUCCAACUAAAGAAAAAGAAGUAGAAACAAUCAGUCAAGAAGAAAUACAAAAUAUUACAAGUAAUUGGUCAUCUACAUCAUACCCUGAGAUGAAAAACUCUUCCUAUCCUGUAUUACCGAAGAAAGGUGAAAAAAAUAUCCUAAUAACAUCAGCCUUACCUUAUGUUAACAAUGUUCCUCAUUUAGGAAAUAUUAUUGGUUGUGUUCUUUCUGCUGAUAUUUUUGCGAGAUAUUGUAGACAAAGAAAUUAUAAUACCCCGUGUUAUUUAUUAAAUUUUACAAUAACUAUUAUAUAUUAUAUUAGUGGCACUGACGAAUAUGGUACUGCUACAGAAGCUAAAGCUUUAGAAGAAAAGACGACGCCUCAAGCUAUUUGUAACAAAUUUUUUGAUAUACACAACGAUAUUUAUCGAUGGUUUCGAAUAGGAUUUGAUUAUUUUGGUCGUACUACUACGCCAGAACAAACAGAAAUUGUGCAAUCAUUUUUCUUAAGAAUAAAAUCGCAAGGAUAUAUAUUAAACGAAACGGUAGACCAACUCCUUUGCGAGUCCUGUGAUAGGUUUUUAGCGGAUAGAUUUGUAGAAGGAACGUGUCCAAGGUGCAAAUACGAAGAUGCACGUGGUGAUCAAUGCGAUGGAUGUGGUCAUUUAGUGAAUGCAACAGACUUAAUAUCUCCGCGAUGUAAAGUAUGCAGUAGUAGGCCUAUUGUUAAAAAAUCGGUGCAGUUCUUUUUAGAUUUACCUAAGUUAGAAGACAAGUUAAAGGAAUGGUCCCCAACCGUAGAGAAAGGAUGGUCGAGUGUUGCGAGAGUAGUUGCAAAACCGUGGUUACGCGAUGGACUUAAACCACGGUGUAUAACAAGGGACUUGAAGUGGGGAAUACCUGUUCCAGUAGAAGGUUACGAAAAUAAAGUGUUUUAUGUUUGGUUCGAUGCACCUUUUGGCUAUAUCAGUAUUACAAAGAGAUACACACAGGAAUACGAACAGUGGUGGAAACCUAAAGAUGUACAAGUAGAUUUAUAUCAGUUUAUGGCAAAAGAUAAUGUUCCAUUCCACGCAAUAAUGUUCCCUGCUUGUUUAAUAGCAGCUAAUGAAGGACAUACUUUAAUAAAGCAUUUAAUGGCAACAGAAUACCUCAAUUACGAAGAUACAAAAUUUUCUAAAUCGAGAGGUAUCGGAGUAUUUGGAACUGAUGCUAGAGAUACGGGUAUACCAGCUGAUGUUUGGCGAUUUUAUCUUGCAUAUGUUAGACCCGAAACUCAAGAUUCUAAUUUCAAUUGGGUGGAUUUAGCAACUAAAAACAAUAGUGAAUUAUUAAAUAAUUUUGGAAACUUUGUUAAUAGGGCCUUGGUAUUUGCGGAAAAAUACUUUGACUCUAAAGUACCGCUAAUAGAACUUCAAGAAGAUGACUUGGUACUAUUGGUAUUAGCGCAACGCGAAUUAUCAUCUUAUGUACAUUCUAUGAAACAAGCUAAAUUACGCGAUGGUUUAAAACACGUUUUAGCAAUUUCAAAGCAUGCAAAUGUAUAUAUGCAAUUUCAAGAGCCAUGGGUGAAAAUCAAAGGAACUGAUAACGAUAAAAAAAGAGCUGGCACGAUCAUCGGUAUUUGCUGUAAUUUGGCAUGUCUUUUAUCAGCCCUUUUGGCUCCAUUUAUGCCGAAUACUGCUCGUGAAUUAAGAUCGCAACUAGGAUUGGAUAAUAAUCAUUACGGUUAUAUUUCCGACGUUAUUACAAAUAUACUUCCAACGGGACACAAAAUUGGUAAACCAUCUCCCUUGUUUAAAAAGAUAGAAGAUAAAGACGUAGAAGCAUUAAGAAAGAAAUACGCUGGAAAACAAGAAACUGAAAAUAACGGUGAAAAUAGCGAUAUAAAGUCUUUGGAAAGUGAAGUUGCAGAACUGGGUAAUAAAGUUAAAGAACUGGUAGCCAAACACGAAGGUCAGAUAUUCUCAAAUUUAAAGAAAAUGUUUACUGAUAUCAUAGGUGAAAAAAGUAAGUCUCCUGAAUCGAAAAGUAAAAAAUCUGACCUGGUUUUCGUACCUGAGCAAAAUGGAGAUGCUUCAAUGGAUGUAGCAAGCUUGGAAGCAGCUAUUGCCAAACAGGCAAAUUUGGUACGUGAAUUGAAAGCAAAAGAAGAAAAAUCAGUGUGGCGACCUGAGGUGGAAAAGUUAUUGAAUCUGAAGAAACAAUUAGCAGAUCUCAAUGGUACAGCUCCAGCUCCGACUGACAAAAAAUCAAAGAAAAAGAAGUAG